GAUAACAAAACGUGGAGCUGGAUGAACACAGCAGGCCCAGCAGCAGGGGUGGGGGUUGUGGCAACGGUAAUGAAGGACCCCUCCUCCCUCACGCACCGGCUCUACCGGAAAAAAAACCCGAUCCGCCCAGAACCGGUUCACUCGGCGGCGGCGACAGCAGCAUCGAGCAAUCGCCUCCUCUUACUGACAGCAGGGCACUUGUCUGAGACCUACCUGAAGCAAAUCAUCAAUCCGACUUCUGCCUCAACGACGACGACGAAUUUUUUUUUAUAUACGAAAAAGGAACCGCUGUAGAAGAGGAAGCAUCUAACUGUGACCUCACCGAUGAUCUAAAUAAGGAUUAUGUCUACAAAUGAAGUUUUAUCAAGUAACCUAUCAGAGUCAAAUAGUGUACUGGAACUGCCAAGUACAUACAGCUUACCAAAUAUAAGUGAACAGCUGAUGUUUGAAGAUAUUGUCAGAAAACAUUCAGAUUCUGUUGUUAUCACUUCUGCCUCAGCGACGCCCAUUACAAAUAUAGAUUCAAAUCAUUCAAACUCUGAAGAUUGCAACUCCACCAUUGGGAUAGCAGAAUUGCAUCCAAAAGUAGAAGGUGAACCUGGACACAUUAACGUUGCCCAGACAGUGGAAGAUUUUUACAACGAUGCAGGAGAAAGGAAACUGGUGGAGUUGGACCCCGUUUCAGAACGAAUUGCACAUCUGCUGACAUCAAAGAUUUCACAACUGAAAGAAGAGAGAGGUGGUCAGUAUUUACUGCGAAGCUUCCAAAUGGCCCUUGUUUUGUUUACUAGACAUGGUGCCGACAUCUUUCCAAUAGGAAAUUGUAAAGGUGGGCAUUUCUCCUCUGUCAAUUCUGCCUUCAAUUCAUUGGAAUUCAGCUGUUUGCCUGGACUCUCAAAGGAUGUUGUCAGUUUUAUUCUGCAAGAGUUUCAAAAUGAGCAGAUACAAUGACAUGAAAUAUAUUAAAAAUGUUUAAUAUAAAAUAUUUUGACAAUAGUAACCACAAUUAUUAUCAACAGUAAUUACAAUAUGUUUGCAAUUGUAAGGAAGUGCAUUCAUUAAAAUAUCAGAGGGAUAUUAUGCAAAUGAUUUACUAUCUGACAUCCAGUAUAACUGAGUGUUUUGUAGGUUUAGAUUUUAAGAUGUAAGAUUGAUUUUAUGUAGAAAUUAUCUCAUAUUUAAAAGCAAUGAAAUUUUUAGUUAUCUGCAAUGUAGAAAUUAAUGUUUCUGUAUUGUAAGUGUAAGCAAUUGCGAUGAAAUGCAUACCAGCCUAUUAAAUACUUGUCAUUUUUGUUCUUUUUUAAUGAAAACAAACAAAAUCAAUCUGAGUAUAUUAAUUCACCAAGUUGAAGGAGAAAAUCUGAUCCAACAAAAGACAUGAAAUGAACUGUAAGCCAGCUACUGAAUUCCUGGCUUUUGGUCACAACAUAUGUGUAUUUGAUUUAGUAGCAGCAGUAAGUCAAUGGGCCAUGAGUCUGCUCUGCUGUUCAAUAAGAUCGUGAUUAAUCUGUCUGUGUUUUGCAUUUCACAUUUCCACUAUGCACUUUGACUUCCUUGCCUAACAACAAUUUACCGACCUAUGUUGUGAAAAUAAUCAAUGCGGUGCUUCUGCUACCUUCUGAAGCCGAAAGCAACAAAGUUUCAAAACCCUCUAAGAGUAAAGAAGACUCCUCACCUCUGCCCUAAAAGGGCAACACCUAAUUUUUAAACUAUUUUUAAAUAUUAGUUUUAAAAGUUUAAAAAAUAUUUUGUAUUUUAUCUUCUAAUUUUCUGUAUUCAAACACAAGAGACAAUAUCUUUUCCAUGUCCAACUUUUAAAGUCGUUUGGGAUCGAUAUAUUUAAACACGUCACCCUUCAUUCAUCUAAACUCCAAUGAAUAUAGCUAAGGUUCUUCAGUCUUUCCACAUAAGACAAUCCACCAAUUCCCGAUAUCAAUCUAUUAAAUUAAACCAAAAAAACACAGAUGCUAGAGAUCUGAAAGAAAAAUGAAAUUGCUGGAGAUCUGGCAGCAUCUGACAGAAUUGAUGAAGAGUCACCAGACUCAGAACUUUAAUUCUGCAUUCUUCGCAUAGUUGCUGCCAGGUCUGCUGAGUUCCUUCAGCAAUUCCUGCUUUUGUAUCAAUCUAAUAAAACUCCUCUAACCUGCCACUGCUAUCUUUAUGUGCUUCCUUAAAUUAGAAAACCAAAACUGCACAGCUUGUAUGUUACCCUACAUUCUGAGCCACUACUUUGUGCUUUACCUACUUUUAAUGCAGCAUCAAGUUAAAUGUCUUCUGGAAAUCCAAGUAUAGUAUGCCCACAGGCGCCACUUUAUCUUCAGAGAACUCCAAUAAAUUGGGGUUAAGCAUGAUCUCCCUUUCACAAAAUCAUGCUAACUUUUCCAUACUGCCUUUUCUAAGUGUCCAUUUAUAAAUUCCUUAAUGAUUGAUUCUGACACUUUUCUCAUGAUGUCAAGCUGAAUGACCUAAUGGUUUCCUUUUUCUGCCUUCCCCCCUUCUUAAGUAGGGGAGUUAUAUUUGUUUCUUUCCGGUCUGAUGGAACUUCAAUGUAUCUACUACCUCAUUCCUCACCUCUUUUAAGACCCUAGGAUGAAAGCCUAUCAGAACCUGGAGAUGUGUUAGCUUGCAGCUCUGUCAGUGUGCUGAGUACCACUUCCCUAAUUUCACCAAAUUCCUCUGUCCCUCACAACUCCUGAUUUACAGACAUUACUGGAAUGCUUCCUGUAUCUUGUGUAGUGAAGACAGAAGCAAAGUAUCUGUUCAUUACCAUUUCCUUAUUUCCUACAACUUUCUCCCCAUUUACAUUCUCUACAGAGCAAUAUUCACUUUAACUUCUUCAUUCAUUCAAGGGAUAUUGCUGUUGUGUUGCCAUAGUCUUAUCAGACAAUCAGGCUGCUCUCUCAUUAGAUAGAAAUGACUGGUGGUGAUUUAACCUGAGGGCCACCAUACCUCAGGGCGAAGGGAGAGGCUGAGAAGGAGAGUCCUCCGUGGUAACCAGAGCCAGUGAUGGGAAUUGACCCCACACUGUUGGAAUCAGAAUGCUUUGCAAACCAACCAUCCAGCCACAUGAGCUGGCUAGACUAGAUUUAUUAGCUAUGUCUAAUUGUCCUGAGGGCAAUUAAGAUUUAACCACAAUUCUGUGGGUCUGGAUUCACAUGUUGGGGCGAGACCAGCUAAGGGUAGCAGAUUUACUUCCCUAAAGGAUAUUUGUGAAUCAGAUGGGUUUUUAUGUUACAUGGCUGCUAUUAGACUAUCUUUUAAAUUCCAGAUUUCUACUGAAUUCAAAUUACACCAUUUUUCAUCAGAAUUGUGAAAACUUCAUGCAAGCAUGAGGAAUGGUAAAGCUGUCUCACCAGGUCAAAGAGUAGAAGCUGGGGAGAGUUAGUUAAACCAAAAUUAAAGAGUCAGGACGAGGGGAAUAUGUCUUUGGAAUUGAGCAUCAAUUAAAGAGUAUUUUUCAUAGAAUCCCUACAGUGUGGAAGCAGGCCAUUCAGCCCAUCAAGCCCACACUGCCCCUCAAAAGAGCAUCCCACCCACACCCUUACUCUAUCCCUGCAUUUCCUGUGGCUAAUCCAUCUAGCCCCACAUCCCUAAACACUAAGGGCAAUUUAGCAUGGCCAAUCCACCUAACCUGCGCAUCUUUGGACCGUGGGAAGAAACUGGAGCACCCAGAGGAAACCCUCAUAGACACGGGGAGAAUGUGCAAACUCCACACAGACAGUCACCCAAGGCCGGAAUCAAAUCCAGGUCCCUGGCGCUGUGAGGCAGCAGUGCUAGCCACUGAGGCACUAUUUGAAACUUUAUUUUUGUUGUGCAAAGAUCUCUCAAA
Messenger RNA from Stegostoma tigrinum, 3829 nucleotides. Its product is annotated as shieldin complex subunit 1-like. Lineage: Eukaryota; Metazoa; Chordata; Chondrichthyes; Orectolobiformes; Stegostomatidae. Gene Ontology annotation, biological process: positive regulation of isotype switching; negative regulation of double-strand break repair via homologous recombination; positive regulation of double-strand break repair via nonhomologous end joining. The coding region runs from base 343 to 951 and encodes 202 amino acids. Gene Ontology annotation, cellular component: site of double-strand break. The record is from RefSeq and is a predicted model, not a curated record. The transcript has 4 exons.